Molecule: messenger RNA, 2826 nt
Organism: Fomitiporia mediterranea MF3/22
Lineage: Eukaryota; Fungi; Basidiomycota; Agaricomycetes; Hymenochaetales; Hymenochaetaceae
Exons: 2
Coding region: 128-2110 (660 amino acids)
Source: RefSeq, a predicted model, not a curated record
GCCCUCUCUCCUCUCUGUCGCCCUCCAUUCCGACAACAACAAAUAGCACCUGAUCGCCGCACAGCACACCGAGCCUCCAUCGGAUAAAGGGAGAAAGCACAGGCUGCGGGUGGGAUCUGCUUGAGCCAUGACCACCUUGAUGUCCCCCUCUGCGGGCUACCAAUUCAUGCCCACCGCCCCACAUACAAAACCGCGUCGUCGCACAGGUAUACUCCUCAACGGCUCACCAUCAUCCUCAGCACCCAACUCUCCGAAGUGCGCGACAUACCUUGCUCCAAGUUCAUCGAGUGCUGCCGCUGGUAUCCAUCAAGUCCCGUUCUCCUCCCACUCCUCUGCGUCCUCAAGCACUUCUUCGACUGACGACAUCCUUUCCUCCACCUCAGCAACCAGCGCAGGCGGCACCAUGGCAUCUUCAUCAAAGCAGUCUUCGCGGAAAAUUCGGUUCGCUCCACUCCCAGAGCCACGACGCGACGAAUAUGAUGAGGAUCUUCUCUCACCCGGCUUUUACGAGGUUGAUAGCGCAGCCUCGUCUCCGAACUUUGCGGCAUCCGCUCUGCAGUCCCCGUCUGUAUCUGCCAAUGUCAUACCGCCGACGCCCAUUCGCCUAGCCUUUCUGAAGGAGUCACAUGCUCAGGCUUCUGGUUCCACGCUCGGUCUUUCGUUCGACGGCACAGAUCCGACCGACAGUGGACAGGCGACCGAGACAAACACGAUCAUCGGAUCCGAAUGCGGUACCGACGAGACGCCUACAAUGUCGAACUCCAGGAAAAACCGUUGGUCAAAAUUACUUCGUCUACCAAAAGCAGGCCAGCUGAAGCAGCCGCCACGGACGCCUGACGAACACGGGCAAUUUACCCUUUGGCGUUCCUCCUCCCGCGAGUCAAAUGCCUCCGUAUGUUCUUCUCGAGCAAGUGUAUUCGGAUAUAUGUUCGGUUCGCACAGUGAGCCUAAUGGUAGCUCUACGAGCCUCGGGAACCCGAUUUCUCGUCGGAGAACCUUUACCGGUGCUGACUCCGCUCCCACGUCUCCGUUGUCUUUCCGCGGUGGGCUUUCACUGAAGCCUGUUACAAGCGAAGCCGGGACUGCCACGGCUCCUGCCGCUCGUAGCACGAAGACCUCCAGUGCACCUCCCACUGCAAGACGCGAGACACGUCUCUUAAACGGUCGCAUAUAUGGGCGCCGUCAGAAUGGCCCUCCAAAGAAUCUGUUUGCCAACAUCAAGGAUACAGAACCGGAAUUCGUUGAGUGGGGACACGGUGGGAUGGGUAGCGUACGAAACACGGCAGGAGCUGGCUCGUCUAAGUACGCGGCGCUGCAAUCGAACAGGAAAUUGAGUGUGGGUCAUGAUGACGGAUCUGGGGCUGCUGACGACGAUGAUGGUGGCGGUAUGGGUUGGGUGAGGAGGAGAAGGGAGGCGAGGGAGCGCGAAAGGAAAGAAAGAGAGGAACGUGAGGCGAGAGAGAAGACUGCUACAGAAGGAAAGACAGAACCGGACUCCGACGGUUCGAGGACCGGAGAGCGAGAAGAGUCGAAGCCAGAGCACGAUACGAAGGAGGUAUUGGGGCCUGUAUCGCCUAAGGAUGCGAGUGAGGACAAGGAACGUCGACUAUCUCGAGUGUCGGAGGAAACUCAGGCAGUUGUUGAACAGGCAGAGCAGAUGGAAGAGAAGGAUAAGAAGGGCAAGGAGCACGUCUAUACCGCAGUGAACGUCCCAGCCCCACGGCCACAUAAUGGUCGGUCGAACUCGCGUACCCAUUCGCUGUUGGGCUCCACCCAGCCGACGCCUGGUCACAGUGCCACAGCGACACCGACUGCCGAGAAGCUUCCAUUUAUGCUCACUACGACAUCGCCGCCUGGCUCGCCUACUGCAGCAAGUGCAUUAGGUCCGAGCCCACUCGCAUUGUCCGGCGUCACAGCUGAGGAUGAGGCAAGCAUGAUUAGCUCGAGUGCUAGUUCCAGCUUUGAGGACGAGAGCCCUGUUGGAGACAAAGAUGAAGACAGAGACGAAGAAGCUGAGGAUAGCGAGGAUGAAGAGGAUGAUGAACAGGCACGCAGAACUGCAAUUGCAAUUGGUGCGGGUGUGGAAAAGAUCUCGCGACACAAGGACUGAAGUCGCAAGUGCCAAUCCUUCCGCGCUACUUCGAGCAAAACGUAGCACCGAAAAUUCCCGCCUGGAUGCGUACCAGGCCCUCUUCCACCUCCGCAACCUCCCCAAGCUUCAAUUCGCUGUAGGCAAGACGCAUACGCCGCAUUCGGAGAUGGUCUUAUCUUCUCUUUCAUCUGUAACCAUGCUCAUCCCAACCCACUACAAAAUCAUACAACACUCUCCCCGCUCUAAUUGACAUUUCUGCAGCUAUAUCGUUAUUGUUUUUUCUUCUUUGGAUUCCUUUCUUUCUUCGGGAUUAGUUCUGUUGGGUCUGGCAAUGGGAAACUUCUUUUUCUUUUUUUCUUCUAUUUUUGAUACGUCCCGUGCGCCGAACACGACGCGAUUUGGAUGGAUCACUGCUUCGAGGCACGCUGCUGGACAUGCUUUGUACGUGUACAUCAAGAUGUGUGAUAUAUGGUGGUGAUGUACACCUACUUCAUUGCUAGUUGGUCCAUCUCCUAUCAUCUGAUCCCUUUGUUUUUUUUUUCGAACCGGUCCUUGUAUCUUGCCGCUGCAGCAACUUCUUCAGUCUCGGAUCUGGACCGGCAAAUUCCUUGGUCUCACAUUCGCCUUUACAGGCUUUCCUUUUUUACUACCCUAUCUUUUUGCGUAUCUCACUGUCUCAUUUUUAAUUUGGCAAUUUUUUCCACAAGAAUAUAUCUUUCCUGGUACAUUAUCAC